This is a messenger RNA of Phyllotreta striolata, 1354 nucleotides long. The record is from the annotation of a GenBank genome assembly. NCBI's taxonomy places the organism in Eukaryota, Metazoa, Arthropoda, Insecta, Coleoptera, Chrysomelidae.
UUACAGUUCAGCAGGCCCACUAGUUUUCGGCAGUAGUUUUAAUUCCCUGAAAGGAGUAUACACCACAGCGCAAGUGUCGCUGGUUUUCCUGCGAGGGACACCAGACGUUCAAUUCCACUUCCACCAGCAGUUCCAAUUUAGAAUUUCGUCCGGAGCGUCAUCGAGUAUUUUUGUGCAGAAUUCACCGAAAUGGCGCCGACCGUAACCCCAUGGCCGAACUUCAAAGAGGACGAAGACGCGCAAAUCCUCAAGGACUCCCUCGACGGGCUGGGCACCAACGAGGACUCCAUCGUAGAGAUCCUCACCAAGAGGACCAACGAGCAACGGAGGCAGAUCGAGGUGGCCUACAAGACCAUGUUCGGAGAGGAUUUGAUUGAGGACCUGAAGGGCGACCUCGGAGGCGAUUUCGAGCGCGUUAUACUCGCUCUGUUGAAGGAGCCGGUGGAGUACCAAGCCGAGGAGUUGCACCACGCCAUCAGCGGCAUGGGAACCGACGAUCCUACCGUCGUCGAAAUCCUCGUCGUUCACGGCAACGAGGAAAUCCGGCAAAUAGCCGAUAAAUACCAAGAACUAUACGAAACUUCCCUCGAAGAUGCCAUCAAGGGCGACGAAUCGGGAACGUUACAAAGACUUCUAGUCUCUCUUUCCACGGGUGGUAGGGACGAAUCAGGUGAAGUAAACAGGGACGGCAUCGUCGCCGACGCCCAGAACCUCUACGACGCCGGUGAAGCCUCCUGGGGCACCGAAGAGUCCGUCUUCAACUCCAUACUGUGCAUCAGGAACAGAGAGCACCUGCGGCUCGUCUUCGACGAAUACGAAACCAUGACCGGGCACUCCGUCGAAGAUGCCAUCGAUAACGAAUUCUCAGGUAGUACCAAAGAUGCUUAUUUGGCGUUGGUGAUGGCCGUGCGGGAUAGACCGAUGUAUUUGGCGACGAGGUUGCACGAUGCCAUGGCGGGAAUGGGUACCGAUGAUAGAACGUUGAUUAGAGUAAUAGUGUCGAGGUCGGAAAUCGAUUUGGAGGAGAUAAAAGAGGCCUACGAGGCGAAGUAUUCGAAAAGUUUGUCCGAUAGAGUUGCGAGCGACGAAUCUUCGAGCACCAAAAAAAUUCUACUUGGGUUGAUCGAAUAAACAAGAUUGAAGGCAAAGUUGCGGCUCAAACAUGCGAGCUUUCGACACUAAAUCGCUAUAUUUUCGCAAUUCGUUUAGAUCGCACAUCGAACAAAAUAAUAAUUUAUUUUAGAAACGUUUAGUCGUUGACCUAUUGGCUUUUAUGAUAUAUAUUUUAUGAAAGUAUUUUUUAGAUGUUUGAGCAAAUACAGUAUUUUUUAGAGUUCCAACGUUUUUUAUUUUC